Messenger RNA from Pogoniulus pusillus (Red-fronted tinkerbird), 1491 nucleotides. Its product is annotated as ubiquitin-associated protein 1-like. NCBI's taxonomy places the organism in Eukaryota, Metazoa, Chordata, Aves, Piciformes, Lybiidae. Gene Ontology annotation, biological process: ubiquitin-dependent protein catabolic process via the multivesicular body sorting pathway. The record is from RefSeq and is a predicted model, not a curated record. The transcript is spliced from 6 exons. Gene Ontology annotation, molecular function: ubiquitin binding. Gene Ontology annotation, cellular component: ESCRT I complex.
AUGGUAAAACAAAAAGAAAACAGGAACAGGACGGUGAUGCUGUAUGACUUCUCAUUGGAAAAAAAAAUGAUCAAGUGGGCUGAAGAUAUAAAAAAAAAUGAAACUGCCCAGGGAGAAGCUGAAUGCAAGGCAGAAGAAGCACUAGGGAACUCAAAAGCAGCUCCAGGGGUCAGCAACAAAAUGGGAUUCUCAGAAGGACCUUGCCUUGAGGCCAUGCCUCCUCCCAUUAACCCCAUCCUCGCUAGCCUGCAGCACAAUAAUAUUCUCACUCCUACACCAGCCAACAGCAGCUCUUUGAAGCAAAAGGUUCUCAGCCCAACUUGCCCAAAAGCCAACUUCAACACAGCUGAUUUUGAAUGUGAAGAAGACCCAUUUGACAAACUGGAAUUAAAAACUAUCAAUGAUAAGGAGGAAUUAAAAAAUAUUCUUGAAAUUCAUGUUGGUAGUACUGAGCCAGUUGUCACCCAGCUGUUAGAUAAUACUUUGCCCAAAGGAGGAUCUGAGUCUGUGUUACAAGAUGAGAAAGUUCUGGCAUCCAUAGAAAGGACCACAUUGGACUUCAAACCCCUUCACAAACCCAAUGGCUUUAUCACUUUACCACAGUUGGGAAACUGUGAAAAGAUGUCCUUGUCUUCCAAAGUGUCCAUGUCCCCUAUUCCUUCAGUGAGCAAUAUCAAAUCCCUGUCCUUUCCUAAACUUGACUGUGAUGAGUGUGAUCAAAAAUCAUUAAAAUUCACAAGCACUCUCCACAGGACUACCAGUUUCCACAAUGGCACUUUUCUCAGCUCUUUGCAGACCUGUGCUCAGAGUAAAUCUAGUGAACUGAAUGGACAACACCAUAUGGUUGGUCUUUCCACUGUAAAUGAGGACAGUGACAUGGAGACAUAAACAUUAUCCUCUUCAUCCAGACGACCUUUCUUGGCUGUGUCAACAGUUUGUACAGAAGAAGAAUCAUCUCAGAACACAGCGACUAUGGGGUCCGGUGCCACCAGGGAGAGGGCCUCCAUUUCCUCCCUGGCUGUACCUGUCCAUACCCUGAAUACACAUAAACCUUUUCCCUUGGGGGUAGCUAAGCUGAUUCAUCAACUGGAGAGUCAGGCUGUCAUCGAGAAAGCUCAUUCACCUUUCAGCAGUCCCAUCCGGCCUGUGCACAAGCCUAAGGGAGACUGGAAGCUGACAGUUGAUUUUCACGCCCUCAACGAGGGGACUCCACCCAUGAGCACAGCUGUGCCGGACAUGCUGGAACUCCAGUACAAGCUGGAAUCGAAGGGGUUCAGUUCGGGUGUUAUUGGGGCGUGCUGUCUGAAGGCUCCAAGGCAACGACAGGCUGGAGCGGCAGCUGGCCAGGAGCGCCUUGGAGGAAUUUUCCCUGAGCUGAUGCAAAGUGCCGUGGGCUGGAAUUAUGCAGCGGCGGUGGUGGCCCCAAAAGCGGCAAAGCGGCUAGGAGCGGACAACACCUUCCGGGGGGACAACAUGUCCAGGCAAGAAUAG